AUGUCCUAUCUGAUUCAAAAUCUGAAGGUUGUAAAUGAGUCGAAGGCUGGAGUUCCUAUCCUCACAGGCAUCGGCUACUUUGACCAUAUGCUGGAUCAAUGCAAUUCGCACGCACAGGUGGGAGUUGGAUUGGAGGUCGUGUUCGGAGAUAAGACAGAUAGUACUGACAAAAACCGGUUGUCCAGUACUAAUCAGGCAGUUUUGUGCACAGCAGUCGGAGAGGAGCUAGGAAAGACACUGAGAGAGCAACUGAGCUAUGGGAAGGAAGAAUCCCGGUUUUGCUGUCCUCUGGAUGAAGCCUUGGUCGAGUGUGUCAUCAGCAACGGCGAUGGUAAUCUCCUAGAGUAUACGCUUCCUCCAUAUGGAAUUUAUCCCAACGGAAAAGGUCGGUCCAAGAUUGGAAGUCUGGAAACUACCGCCAUCGAAUCGUUUUGGAAAGCUCUUGCGGGCUCAUCCAAGUUGGACAUCCGAUUCCGAAAAAUUCGUGGUGACAACGGUCAUCAUAUAGUGGAAUCUUCGUUCAAAGCUUUUUCUCGGGCGCUUCGCAACUUUUUGGACAAGCCAGCCAUCUGGGGACCUGGGAGUGACAACGAUAAAGCAAGUGUUGCUCUUCAACGUGAGGGCAAGAUAGAACGGUCCACGAAAGAGACAUCUAUCUCUGUCCAUCUAUUGCUGAGUGGCAAGAGUGGUGACACUCAGAUCGAAACAGGAAUUCCAGUGUUGGAUGAGUUCUAUACCAUUUUGGCGAAAGAAGCUAACAUGACACUAAAAGUUAAAUGUAGGGGAGAUCUCUGGGUUGAUGAUCAUCAUACAGCUGAAGAUGUAAGCAUUGCAAUUGGGCAGUGUCUGACUCAAGCUCUCGGCUCCAAAGCAGGACUGAACCGAAUGUGGUUGUCGGAAGCCCAAAAUGAAACAGCAAAAGUGGAGGUGACAAUGGACUUGAGUAAUCGACCCUGCUUUCGACACAACCUUCAUAAAUCCUUAGGGCUCCAAGAAUAUGUGGACACGGACGCUGCAUCGAGCAGUUGCCCCCUAAGUUGUGAGAUGAUGGAACACGUACUCGACAGUUUAGUAAUGAAUGGUCGAAUGACCGUGCACGUUGUUGUCAAGCAACCUGGAGCGACAUUGCAAGACACUGUCAUGUGCGCUGCUAGCGCUUUUGGAAAGGCACUUCGCGUGUGCGCAAUGGUGGAUCAACGAAGAGCUGGGCAAACCGCCAGCAGCAAAGGAACACUAUCAGUAUAG
Messenger RNA from Cylindrotheca closterium, 1245 nucleotides. The record is from the annotation of a GenBank genome assembly. Lineage: Eukaryota; Bacillariophyta; Bacillariophyceae; Bacillariales; Bacillariaceae.